This is a messenger RNA of Phasianus colchicus (ring-necked pheasant), 6694 nucleotides long. It is a transcript of the gene LIAS, whose product is annotated as lipoic acid synthetase. NCBI's taxonomy places the organism in Eukaryota, Metazoa, Chordata, Aves, Galliformes, Phasianidae. Gene Ontology annotation, cellular component: mitochondrion. Gene Ontology annotation, biological process: lipoate biosynthetic process. Gene Ontology annotation, molecular function: lipoate synthase activity; 4 iron, 4 sulfur cluster binding. The record is from RefSeq and is a predicted model, not a curated record.
GAGGGCGAGCCCCGAUGCGCGCGAGCCGGCGGGGGCGGUCGAGCGCCGAGAGCGUCGAUCGGAGCGGCGGUGGGCGUCGCCAUGUCGCUGCUGCCCGGGGGCUGCCGCGUUGCCGCCGCUACCGCUGUCCGACGGCUGCUGCUGCUGCUAUCGGGGCCUCGCGCACGGGUGUCAGAGAGCCAUGUGUGUAACCAGUACCGAACAUCAAGUUCCUUGCCUGAGGAGACAAAAAAAAUUCUCCAAAAUGGACCAGACCUAGAGGACUUUGUAUCAGGAGAUUUGGCAGACAAGAGUGUGUGGGCUGAGUAUAAAGGCAAUUUAAAGCGUCAGAAAGGAGAAAGGCUACGACUUCCUCCAUGGCUGAAAACAGAGAUUCCCAUGGGCAAAAAUUACAAUAAACUGAAAAAUACCUUGAGAAGUUUAAAUCUGCACACGGUAUGUGAGGAAGCACGUUGUCCCAACAUUGGGGAAUGUUGGGGAGGUGGUGAAUAUGCUACAGCUACAGCUACUAUUAUGCUGAUGGGUGACACGUGCACUAGAGGUUGCAGAUUCUGUUCAGUAAAGACAGCAAAAAAUCCACCUCCACUGGAUCCCGAGGAGCCUUACAACACAGCAAAAGCUAUUGCUGAGUGGGGCUUGGAUUACGUUGUAUUGACAUCGGUCGACAGAGAUGAUAUGCCUGAUGGUGGAGCAGAACACUUUGCAAAGACGGUCUCCCAUCUGAAAGAAAGGAACUCAAAAAUAGUAGUGGAAUGCCUUACCCCUGAUUUCCGAGGGGACCUUAAGGCUGUGGAGAAGGUCGCACUGUCAGGGCUGGAUGUGUACGCACACAACGUGGAGACUGUUCCAGAAUUACAGAGGAAAGUCCGCGAUCCCCGAGCCAACUUCGAGCAGUCCGUCCGUGUGCUGCAGCACGCCAAGGAGGUGCAGCCCCGCGUCAUUUCCAAAACAUCCCUCAUGCUGGGGCUGGGCGAGACACAUGAACAGGUGCUUGCAACGAUGAAGUUGUUGCGUGAAGCAGGUGUGGAUUGUUUGACUCUAGGACAAUACAUGCAACCAACAAAACGUCACCUAAAGGUUGAGGAAUAUGUAACACCUGAAAAAUUCAAAUACUGGGAAAAAGUAGGAAACGAUCUUGGAUUCCAUUACACAGCUAGUGGGCCUCUAGUGCGUUCCUCCUAUAAAGCAGGUGAAUUCUUCUUGAAGAACUUAGUAGAAAAAAGAAAGACGAAAGUCAUCUGAAAGUGAGUGAGCCUAUUUAAAGCAGCCAGUUCUAAGGAUCCUUUUUCAGCACAUAAUUAUACCCAGUUCCAGAAAUACAGAAGACCAGAUGGCGGAGGCACGAAUAAACUUACUAUCUUUCCAGAACAUUUUACUCUUACCAAAACACUUACUGUUAUUGUACCUAACUCCUGGCAAUGCUACAACUAUGUAGUCCUUCCAGCAUUAAGUGGUAAGUCAGAAGACAGAAUUGAUUUUGAAAGAGCAAAGCAACUGAGGUAAGCUGAAAAAUAAUCAGAGGUUUAAGUAAACAGAUUUGAUGCUGCCAUCAGUGUUGCUGCAAUUAAAUACUGCUUAAGAUGCCAAUAAUAGGUAUUUUGAAAGGCAGCGAGAUCUUGCUGUGUCUUACCAUUACCGUGUAACACAAGCUUGCAGGGACUGUGGGAAGUAAAGCAUACUUUACAAAGGACUUACAAAAAGCAUACAUGACAAAGGACCACAUUAGGAUUAUUUUGAACCACACCAGAGAAGUACUGUUAAUACUUGUUCAAGACACUAUGUCUUUUGCCUGCAUCGUAAGAAAAUUAACUGUGCCAUUCUGAGAGCUAAUGCUUCACAAGUGUCUCAAAGGAUGAGUCUCAAUAAGGUGAUGAGACAAAGAAAACAAGAUAGUUAACUUUGUAUAGAUAUCAAUUUAAAACAUUAGGAAAUUCAUGGUUGCCAUAGCAGCAGAGAGGGAGCCACCUUUAGCUUGGGUACAUAUGUGACUGUAACAAACCCCUCUGCUUUGUACAGAUGCUGCUUCAGCAUUGAGUGUCCAGAUUUGUGCAUAUUCUGUACUGUAACUCUGCUCUGUUGUUGCCUGGGGAUUAAAGUUCUGUACCCCACCUAAGGGUGUGGAGGUUGCAUUCAGUCUGGGUACCUGCUCCAGGAGAUUUCAUCUGAGUGUUUACUCUUCUGCAUUCAGAUUUAACUGCACUGUGGCUGAAAUGUAAAGUCUGUUACGGACUGUACUAAGCUCAGGUAGAAAUAAAAGUGUGGCAUAUGGGACAGUAGCAGCUGUACAUUUCUGUCUUUUCAGUCAUGGUAGCCUCUCCCUAAUCAUUCUCAGCUGUGUGUUCUGAACAGUAGAUAAGAGUUUUUAAAACUGGCUGAAGCUUCUAUUUUUAUGAAGUUGUUGGGAAAUAUUCCAGGAAUUUGUUGUCUAGUUAUAAACUCUCCUCAUGCCAGUAAUACUGGAGCUGUCUGUAGUACUUAUGUACACUUUUGUAGUCUAUAGAAAGGAGAGAGGACCCUCCCACUACUCCAUCUUCUGCAAGAUUUUAGGAUGACAGCUAAUCAGCAAGUUGAAUCUUGGUAUUGUCACAGACAGCAAAAGUCAAACUGCCACCGAGGCCAGUGUUGCAUAAUUGAUACUUCACAAAAUAAAGCACUAAGUAUAGCAAUACUAAGGCAUUAUGAAGACAAAUUGGCUUUAAACUAAAAAGGAAUAUAUUUAAUUAAAUAGUAUAAUGGUAGUGUAAAUUAGGAAGAGACUGUAUGUUCUUUAUGGCUCAGGCUUAAUGCCUACACCUUGAAAAGGUGAAAAUUUUGAAGUUAUCAAUAAAUCUGCAGAAUAGUCUUGAAAAAGAGCAGGCAUGCUGUGGGCCACAGCCACCUCCCUUCAGCCGAAACACCACAUAGCAGAGCAGCAGAAGGUUGGCUCUACAGCAGGGAGUCUGAAUACUGCCUCUGCUACAGCAGGCCAGGUGAGGUGCAGCACUAACCUGAUAAUACCCACACAUGUAAUGACUGCCAGCUUUUAUUAGAGGCCCUCCUAUAAAUAAUGGAUUUUGACAGAGCAGGUUUAGGAAGCUAUUAUUGUAGCUUUUGCCAAGUUACUGUUUUCAGUAUAAUCGACCCCAGAAAAAUGAAGAAAAAUUCUGAGCCAUACAGCAAUUUAAAAACUGCUAAGACGACACUGCACAAUGAUCAUCUAUGACUUUUUUUUUCCUAUUGAGACAAAUGUUUCUAUAAAACAGUCUAACAUUAUUUCAUAUGGUAAGGUUUUUGGUUUUUUUUACAGACUGCUGCUGGGUGGAUCACAAGAUGAUCUCAUGCUUUACACGACUAUCUGACAGCAGGCCCCCAGUUACACAAGCUCUAUAAACCAUUUUCUAGUCACAUGCUUUGUAUGGCUUCUAGGGAAAGUAUUCAUACUUUGGCCUCAUAGAUGUAUUUUGUUUUAUUUCUGAGACUCUUUGAGGACCUCUGACAAUUUGUACUACACAGGUGAAAAAACUACUUUUCCAACUAUCUUUCAUUCCUAUUUCCAUUUUUUCCCCUCUAACUUUAUGUUCAAGGCACCAAACACUCCAAAGUUAUGGCUAUAGAUUCAGCACUGAUUUCACGACUUCUCUAAUCUUGUUUCUGAAGAGAUUUCACAUUUAAUAUUUGUGAAGCACUUAAUUCUGUCUGCACUUCUUAUAGUACUGUAUGCCUGCUUUGUCAGUUUGCCUUGCACUCAAGAAAACAGUUCUGGGAAUAUAAUCUAAAGUCAAUGUGUUCUUUAAAAGAGUGACCUUUUUUAAAGCAUCAUUAUACCAACCAACAACAUACAAAGCAUAAUUAAACAUUACACAGCCAACUGGAGAUUUGCUGCACCAUCCAAUGACUUACAGAGGUGUUAAGUUAGAAAAGAAAAAGCAUUCAUUUAAAAAUAGAUUUGUUUUCCAUGUGAUCAGUGAAUAAUAGGAGAAUAGGGGUGUCCCCUUUUUCACUACUUGGGAAGUUAUUAAAGAUGACAUUCAACUUGCACUAGCAAUUCUCAGCUUGAAUUGAGGAGAAAAAAAAAAAAGCAGGCAAUGAAGACCUAUGCCAGUAUCCCUAAAGCAAUUAUAGAUAACACGUUAUUUCCCGUACUGUCUGACACUUCAUUUUGAAUUUCAGAUGUUGAGCAUUAUAGCAUACCAUAAAUUCUAUGUCACCCCCAACAAAGCUUCGAGGGAUGAAGAGAGGUAUAAACUUACUAGCCAUCAUGAGAUCUAACUGCUCUUACUUUGUCAAAAAAUGUGUUCACUCUAUUCAGUUGUGGUGCUCUUGGCCAUCCUCAUUCCAGCACAGUUUUGUCUGAAUGAAGAAUUUAACACGCAUACAAAGAAGUAAAAAGAGUACAUCAUGUCUGGCACUUGGAUUUACUACUGUACGUCUUGAGUGAGACAAUUUAUGCAGCCCAUAUGCUACUCAUAGGCUUGUAUUAAACUAUACUACUUCAGCUGCUGUAUUCACACUUUUGCAAUGAAAAAUGAUGUUACAGUGGGAUUGCAUUUUAUUAAGAAACAUUAAAAAAUUAAGCACAGGAAUCCAUUACUCAUUUACACAAUUCUCAUCAAUAAUUACAUUCUGUAAGAUCCCAUAGGCACAAACCCAAUAGCAUGAAACCCCAUCUCUUUCAUGCUUUUUUCAUGAGCACAAGCCUUCAAGAAACAGGAAUACAAGUCAUCUCCAACACUAUUUCCCUGGCAACUGUACUCUGAAGAAGAUGAGCAGUGAUUUUGGCCUGUGGUAAGGUUCUUCUGCAUAUAUGCAAGAUGAGCCCUGAAACAGUGCUGUACUACCCUAAUUAUAGUUCAGGGCAAGAAGUACUACUCGUUAGCACCCUCUCAAUCCCAAAGGAGACAUUACCAGGUUCUGCUGGAGUAGUCCAGAAAGAUGUCUGCUUGUAAAGCUUGUAUACACCAGAUGAUCCAGCAUUCUGGAGUUUGAGUACUCACAUUUGCCAGGCCUGUAUCACAGGGCAGUCUUUGCUCUAGGUGUUGUAUGAAAGCAGCACUAAUGACUUGGGAAGAGGAGACACAACUAUGGAAGAUGACAAUUUGAGUUUAAGGCUCUAUAAUUCCCAUCCAUUUUGAUAAGCUUCCUCACAGAAGAAUCCCAUGUGUGACACAGCAAAAAAAAAAAAAACAGAACUUCAGGCAUACUUGCCCAAAAUGAUGUAGAAGCCAUUGAAGUGCAGCAUCUGAAAGCAUCCAGCUCAAAAAUACACAUAGUACAGCCAAACAAUUAACACCAGCUUGUAUUGCCUCUGCAAAUUGUUACACAUCCCUCAAAUCUUCAAAGAUCCACCCUCAAGCUUACAUGGUACCUGUGUUUCCAUGGUAAAUAGUUACAGUAACAGUCCUCAUUACCAAGACAUUGAUCUUGUGCUCUCAGUACAACUACUGACAUAGCAUACUUGAAGGCACAGCUGUUGUACACAUUCAGAAAGUAGUCUGUGAUUGCUUACAGGAUUCCAUUAUUGAACUAAGACUUCCAUGCCUUCUAGUCCAAAUCCUCUCUGCGGUCAUCCCUUUCUAACACUUUCUCCAUUUCACAACCCCAUGCAACAAGCCAAACACAGAGUCUAUAAUCAAGGACUUUAAUAGCACUGGCCAAUUGAGAAUAAUAAAAACAAGUAGAAAGUAAGUAAUAAUGAAGGCAAAAGUAUCAUGAUAAUAGAGGAACUAUUAAUUCCUGCUAAUGAAAUGAGGUAGCAAGCUGACUAUGUAUGGGGCUGAUUUUUUUUUUUUCUUUUUUAAAUUUUCUGAACAGCAGAGAAUAAUUCUUGCAGAUUCAUUAAGAUACUGCUUUUAUUCAUAAGAUAUAAGCAGAAAGGACAGUAGAAAAAGCGUUAGCUUUGAAGCUAACAUUUGCUUUCUACUUGGACUGACGCUGAAUCAAGGUAUGUCUGCUCAAAUUCUGUGUUUGAAGAAGCAGCAGGCAGAAUGCUCUUCUGCUGAAGGAAAGUUGUAUUGUGGUAAUUUAUGAAAAUCAUGCCCCAGGAACCUGAUCAAAUCAGUAAUUUAUGUGCUGCAUAUGGAAUGUAGGCAAGAACCAAGAAUCAGAAACAAGAUCAGCCAGUGGAUUGGCUUAUAGGUACUACUCCACUGCCAACAAGUAUGUGACAUCUGCAGAAGCCACUUGGCACCCAACAGAUGCAGUUCAGACUGCAUCAGUACCCACUGAUCCUAAUCAGGAUCAGGGCAACAUAGUUGCAGUCAGCUGUUUUAGGUCUCAACCCAGAACUACCAAAAUUCACAUAGAACUCAUGUUUUGACUCCAUCACUAGUUAAAACAGGCAUGGAAGGGGAAAGAAUUACCCCAAAUGACAAUAUAAAAAAGUGAGACCAACUGAGUUCCUGAUCACUGUCUAUAACUGGUCUAAAGUAAAACAGAUGUUCCAUUUCUUUUGUACUCAUAUCACUUGAGCAUUUAGACUUAAAGUGCAGUGUAGGAACACUUCUGAAAGCAGAAGUUUGUAGCUUGAGCGUAACUUUUCCUCUUAAAGGUUGAUUCAUUAUUAAAAACAGGUUUGUACCAUCCUCAGUAACCAAAAUUGCUAGAAAAAUAGAGAUUUGAAAAUACGCUGAGUUCAUGUGUACCAGGUAGUGUUUUCUAGUGUAAAAUUGGUUUGCAGUUUAUGAAAAAAUAUCUUUCCUUAAAAAAAAAAAAAAAA